Triplophysa dalaica is the source of this 4467-nucleotide messenger RNA. It is a transcript of the gene setdb1b, whose product is annotated as SET domain bifurcated histone lysine methyltransferase 1b. The record is from RefSeq and is a predicted model, not a curated record. Lineage: Eukaryota; Metazoa; Chordata; Actinopteri; Cypriniformes; Nemacheilidae. The transcript has 22 exons. Bases 200 to 3985 code for a protein of 1261 amino acids. Gene Ontology annotation, molecular function: histone H3K9 methyltransferase activity; protein binding; DNA binding. Gene Ontology annotation, cellular component: nucleus. Gene Ontology annotation, biological process: negative regulation of gene expression; heterochromatin organization.
CAUCCAAAACAUUCAUUGAGGUCUUUACUGUGCAAUGUGUUUUGAGCACCGGUGGAUUCGUGUAAAAUAAAUAAAAAACAAUAGGGGAAUAGGGAAAAUCAGUAAAUGCACGACUACCGGUCUGCUCAUAAUUCAAAGUACGCGGGAAAAAGAGUGAUAACGGAGCGGGGGUGAACAAGCGCCUCAGAAAAGAAAGGAUAUGGAUGAGGAUGGCAGCCUGAGCUCAGGGAUGGAGAUGGAGUUGGAUCCAGAGCUGGAGGAGGAGUUUGGUGUGUCUCUGGAUGAAUUGCGCAAGUGGAUCGAUGAGCAGGUAGACUGCAGUGAGGCUGUACUUCAGAGGAAAGCUCAGCUGGCACAGCUGCAGGACUGGGUUGAGCACAGGGAAAAGGAGGUGGCUGAUAUUGAUACUCUCUGCUCCAAUGCAUCAGAGUCUGUGGUUCAGUGUGAGGCUCUAGUGAAGGAGGUGUACAGGAAGAUGGGUCUGGCGUAUCGCGAGAGCAGCUCGGAAGACGAGGGAGGAAGCAAAGCAAACACUUCUGAAGUCAUUGAGAUUGAUGAUGAUGAUGACGAUGAUGUCAUUGCUGUUGCAUGCGUUGUUCCUCCCAAGAAGGUUGUGACCCCAGCCAAGGACACAUCGUUUAAGGAAGCUUCAGCUGCCCUUCAGAGAACAUCUAAGCAAGUGCAAAACCUGGUCCAGACCGUCAACCGAGCAGCCCCGCCUCCAUCGGGUAUCACCACACCCACCAAGACCUUGGUCUCUCCUUCACAAGGACACAGUGGUCUGACUGUUCCAGCAGUGUUUAUGUCCUCAGCCCCAAAGAAUGCAGCCACACAACCAAAUCCUAAUUUGAAACUGGACAGUCUGAAGAUAGACAUGACUCUUUUGGGGAAAAAACGAACUAAGACAUGGCACCGUGGAACGCUUGUUGCCAUCAAGCAAGUGGGGAACAAUUUUAAGUAUAAGGUGAGGUUUGAGAAUAAAGGGAAAAGUCUUUUAUCUGGGAACCAUGUGGCUUUUGACUACCACCCAACACUGGAGAGACUGUAUGUUGGUGCCCGUGUUGUUGCCAAGUACAAGGAUGGCAACCAGGUCUGGCUGUAUGCAGGUGUAGUGGCUGAGAUGCCCAGCAGCAAGAACCGUAUGAGGUUCCUGAUCUUCUUUGACGAUGGCUAUGCCUCAUACGUGGGUCUGCCCGAGCUCCACCCCAUCUGCAGGCCAAUGAAGAAGACCUGGGAGGAUAUUGAAGAUGCAUCAUGCAAGGAUUUCAUCGAAGAGUAUAUAACAUCAUAUCCCAACAGACCCAUGGUGCUGCUGAAGCCAGGGCAAAUUAUAAAGACGGAAUGGGAAGGGACGUGGUGGAAGAGCCGUGUGGAGGAAGUGGAUGGAAGCCUUGUCAAAAUGCUCUUUCUGGAUGAUAAGCGCAGUGAGUGGAUAUAUCGUGGCUCUACGCGACUGGAGCCCAUGUUUAAUCUGAAAAUGAAUACUGCUAACAGUCAGGAGAAGAAGAUGGCUGGUCAACAGAGACAGCGCCCUAAUAUGGGAGCAUUGAGGACUAAGGGCCCCGUAGUGCAGUACACCAGUGACAAUAGUAAUGCCACCUCCAGUCGACCUGUAGCUCCACAGCUCCCUCAGCUCCCUCCGCCUCGACCCCAGAUACAGCCUUCUGCUCCCUUACAGCCUUCUGCACCCUUACAGCCUUCUGCACCCUCACAGCCUGCUGCAACCUUUCAGCCUGCUGCAACCUUUCAGCCUGUUGCAACCUUACAGCCUGUUGCACCUUUACAGCCUUCUGCACCCUCACAGCCCUCUCGCACAGAAAGUCCUAGCUUGAAGAGUCAAAUGGCUAAGAAAAGCACUGGUCAGGUUCCAUUUCAGACUCGACCGGUUAUGACCCCUGACCUCCAAUCCAAAGCAAUAAUCAGCACUGUUUCCCAGGCCAACACCUCCAGGCUUUACGUUCUGCAGCCUGGUGCUGUACAUACUCUGACACCAAUCACUUCAGUCAAUCCUUUGCAGUCAGUCAUUACGACAUACGCAAGUGAGCGUAUUCCUCAGGAGCCGUCGUACCAGGCUCCAAACGACAGACCCUUCUACCUUACACACAUCUGCACUCCAGACUGUCUGAAGAGCAUUCGGCCCACCCGCACCAGCCUGCACAGAGGACGCAACCCCCUUCUUACACCGUUGCUCUAUGAGUUUCGCCGCAUGACUGGCCGCAGAAGGCUCAACCGCAAGAUGUCGUUCCAUGUCAUCUACAAGUCCCCGUGUGGUUUAAGUCUGAGAAAUAUGGCAGAGAUCGAACGUUACCUUUUCCAGUCACGCUGUGACUUCAUAUUCCUGGAGAUGUUCUGUUUAGACCCCUACGUGCUGGUGGACCGUCGAUUCCAACCCCAGAGGCCCUUCUACUUCAUCCGGGACAUCACGGGUGGCAGAGAGGACAUUCCUCUGUCCUGCGUGAACGAAAUUGACAACACUCCUCCUCCCAACGUGGCUUACAGUAAAGAGAGGAUCCCAGAAGAUGGUGUCUAUAUUAACACAAGCCCUGACUUCCUGGUGGGAUGUGACUGCACUGAUGGCUGCAGAGACAAAUCGAAGUGUUCGUGCCAUCAGCUGACGCUGCAGGCCACAGGAUGCACUCCAGGAGGACAGAUCAACCACAACGCUGGAUACCAUAACAAGAGACUGGAAGAGUGUCUGCCUACAGGGAUCUAUGAAUGCAAUAAGCGGUGUCGCUGUAAUCCACAGAUGUGCACUAACCGUUUGGUUCAGCACGGUUUGCAGGUCCGGCUCCAGCUUUUUAAAACACAGAAUAAGGGUUGGGGGAUCCGUUGCCUUGACGACAUUGCCAAGGGCUCCUUUGUUUGUAUAUAUGCAGGUAAAAUCCUGACAGAUGACUUCGCUGAUAAGGAAGGUCUGGAGAUGGGGGAUGAAUAUUUUGCCAAUCUGGACCACAUAGAGAGCGUGGAGAACUUUAAGGAAGGUUAUGAGAGUGAAGCUCACUGCUCUGAUAGCGAUGGCAGUGGGGUGGAUAUGAGCAGAGUUAAACUUCCUCCUUCCUCCAAACAUGCCAAACCCAACACCAAGGAGGAGCGUAGCAGCACUACUGGCAAAAGCCAAGACGAUUCCUCUGAAUCGAGCUCCGACGACAAAGACGAAGACUCAAACGAGGACGAGAGCGACAGUUCAGACGACACGUUUGUGAAAGACACAUAUUACACCACUAGCUCAGUGUGGAGGAGCUACACCACCCGCAGACAGGCAAAAGGAAUGAAGGAAGAGAGCCAUGACAGUAAGGAUGGAUUGAGUGCAUCAGCAGGAGACGAAAGGAAACCACCUCCUGUGCCAGAGGAGACCGGGAAGAGUAAAGUGGCAUCCUGGCUCACCAGUCAAUCCUCUGCGUCUGGAGCUCAGAACGUGAAGAUUGAGGGAGGGCUGAAGGCUGAAAAGAAGGAAGUGAUGACUCUUUCUGACAGUGAUGACGUGCAAACCAUUAGCUCAGGGUCAGAUGACAACAAAGAGAGAGAGAAAAAGACUCAGGCUGUGGUAAAGAGGCAGGUGGCAGUGAAGUCCACACGUGGCAUUGCUUUGAAGUCCUCCCACAGUAUGAUGGUCAAGUCCAGUGGAGCGGUUGGAGGAGGUGGGUCUGGAGCUCCUCAAGGACAGGGUGGUGGUGGGGGUGACAGUGGUCCGAAAAACACCCGCCUGUUCUUCGACGGGGAGGAGUCUUGUUAUAUCAUUGACGCCAAACUAGAGGGCAACCUGGGGCGCUACCUCAAUCAUAGCUGCAGUCCCAACCUGUUCGUCCAGAAUGUCUUUGUAGACACUCAUGAUCUACGCUUCCCCUGGGUGGCUUUCUUCGCUAGCAAGCGAAUCCGAGCAGGGACAGAGUUGACGUGGGAUUAUAACUAUGAAGUUGGCAGUGUGGAGGGUAAAGAGCUUCUGUGCUGCUGUGGAUCGACAGAAUGCAGAGGACGGCUGCUCUAACACAUGAACAUAAAGGUUCCUCUUUUAGUAUAAGUUUAUGAACACUUACGUAGAGCUCCAGAAGCUGGUGUUGACCGUAUAAGGCCUAUGCUACUGAUAAGAACAGAUGAGACACUAAAUGAAGAGGAGUUUGUUCCUGAAGCUGUAAUUACUGUAUAUGUGCGCAUUCUAUUAGCUGUCCCGAUUCGCAAAGCUCUGCCUUUUACUUGAACCAAUACUAUGACAUAACCUCGAAUUUAUACAAUCCUUUCAUUAAACAGCUGUUUUAUUUUUAUCUGUCAAUCUUGUGUCUGUAAUGUUUUUUCAUCUUUUAUGUAAUACAUUGUUAUCAAAAUGAGAACCAUUGUUUAUUUUUUGUUUUAACUGUUAUUUUUGUGAUCAACUUUGUAUACAACUGGUUAGAUGUCCACUUUUUGGUUGUGUUUUGAAAAACGAGCAAAAUUGUACUUUUAUCACAGUUAUAAUAAACGUUCACACUACAA